GCCAUGGCAAACAUCAACCCAAGGGUAAGUAAGGGAGAGAGGGCGACCAAGGAGCCCGGUUCCGCAAAAAAAAAAAAAAAAAAAAAAGACAGCCUGCGUGACCAACUUCACCUGUGUGCCGGGUGGCCGGUUGACGGGCUGCGAGAGCCAUAGACGGUCAUGGCCCCGAUGGCGGCCUUCACCAUGGCCUGCAUCCUGUUCACAUAUACACGCUCGUCCAUCCGCGAGGCCAGGCUGAACGCUCAAAUGGAACGCGACGCGUAUCGCAGGAAACAGCUGCAGAACCCUCCCGAGGAGCCUCCCAGGUGA
Gaeumannomyces tritici R3-111a-1 is the source of this 309-nucleotide messenger RNA. RefSeq lists its product as hypothetical. Bases 160 to 309 code for a protein of 49 amino acids. The transcript has 3 exons. Lineage: Eukaryota; Fungi; Ascomycota; Sordariomycetes; Magnaporthales; Magnaporthaceae. The record is from RefSeq and is a predicted model, not a curated record.